AUGGACUAUUUUGGAUUGCUGCCGGAAGGUUGCAUAUCGGAAAUUCUCUCCUUCACUUCACCAGAGGAUACUGCUAGGUUAUCUGUUAGUUCACGAGGAUUCAAGUUUGCUGCUGAAUCCGACGUUGUUUGGGAGAAAUUUUUGCCUUCUGAUUAUCAACAUAUUAUCUCUAAGUCAAACUCUUUAUUGGUUUUUCCUUCCAAGAAAGAGCUUUACUUUAGUCUAUGCGAUUCCCCUAUUCUCACUGAUGGAGGCAAAAUGAGUUUUUCACUGGAUAAGAAAACCGGGAAGAAAUGCUUUAUGGUGGCAGCAAGAGAACUUGCUAUUUCAUGGGGUGAAGAACCAAAUUAUUGGGAAUGGUUAUCUCACCCGAAUUCCAGAUUUUCAGAAGUGGCUCAACUCUGGUAUGUCUGUUGGCUUGAAAUCCGAGGCAAGAUUGGGACUAAGAUACUGUCGAAAGGGACCAAAUAUGUUGCUUAUCUAGUGUUCAAAUUGGAAGUUGAAUUUAUGGGCCUUGACACUGUCGAUGCAGUUGUUAGAUUUGUUGAUUCUCAGAGUGACACUGAAGUUGAUGAACGAACUAGCGUUGUGAGUCUUUCAGGACUAGGACCUAGUGAGAAGCUACCCUUGAGUAGAGGCGAUGGAUGGAAGGAAAUAGAAAUGGGAAACUUUUUUAAUGAUAAAGGAGAGGAUGGAGAAGUUGAAGUGCGAUUGAUGGAUAUUAGGGGUCACGUAAAAAGUGGCCUCAUCAUCCAAGGAAUAGAGUUUCGACCAGAAUGAAGAAGAGAAGAAUCCUCUUAGUAUGCCUUGCCUAGUUUUGGUCUCAUUUGGAUUGUUUCAAAUACUUCUAUAUAUGUGAAAUUUGAUGCACACAAAACCUCAUUUGAUUUUUAUGAUUAUAUAAGUGAAAUUUGGCACAUGUUUGUAGCAUCAUUUUCUGCAUUCUGUUUCAAUCAACUCUAUUUUUUCCUCCCUCAUUGUAAGGAAAACCAUAUAGUUAUGCCUUGAUUUACAUUUUUCCCUUUAAUUAAUAGUUCUCC
Molecule: messenger RNA, 1040 nt
Organism: Lycium ferocissimum
Lineage: Eukaryota; Viridiplantae; Streptophyta; Magnoliopsida; Solanales; Solanaceae
Product: F-box protein At2g02240-like
Exons: 3
Coding region: 1-780 (259 amino acids)
Molecular function (GO): protein binding
Source: RefSeq, a predicted model, not a curated record